Molecule: messenger RNA, 2847 nt
Organism: Colletotrichum fioriniae
Lineage: Eukaryota; Fungi; Ascomycota; Sordariomycetes; Glomerellales; Glomerellaceae
Source: RefSeq, a predicted model, not a curated record
AUGGCGUCAAGGUACAAAGACAAAGACGGCGGCGUCGCGCUGGUCUUCAAUGGCCAAUGGAUCAGCUACCUACACACUGCUACAGCUUACACUGCCUUCAUCAGCGCAUUCAUCGUAGGCGUCUCAUUGCACUACCACAAGAUUGUCCAAAAUGAGUGGUACGGCUACCCCGACGAGUGGUUCCCCUCCGUUUCCGCGACAAUUGGCGACCGUUACCCCGAGCGGUCCUUCUUCAUGUUCUUCAUCGCAAUCACCUCGGGCCCGCGAUUCGCACUCGUCGGAUUGUGGUAUCUCUUGACGCGGAGACCCGGACAGACACUGCCAAAGUUUACCCUGGCGAUGGGCAUUUUGCGCACAUGCAUGUGCGGUGGCUUCACCUACGUCACUUCGACCGACGACCACGACUGGCACGACAUCUUCAUGAUCUCCUACAUUGUCGCAUCCCUCCCGUGGACAAUUGGAUGCGUCAUGCUGAGCCCGCCGAACCCCCAGGCCAUCAAGUACCGCAAGCUGAUUGCCAGCUCCUUCUUUGGUACUCUGGUGCCCUUGAUCUACUUCUUCAUCCAGCACAAAGUCCACCGCGUGGCGGGAGCUUACACGAUCUACGCCUUCUUCGAAUGGGCCCUCAUCCUCUUCGACGUUGCCUUUGACGCUGUGACGGCUCUCGACUUCAACACGUUCGAAGUGGUGAUCAAGGAUGUCAAGGGAGCAAGUAAGGGGAAGGAAAAGGCGAGCGCAAACCUGUUGACUGGCCGAUUCACCUGGACCGAAGCUCUCGACACCGCCGCCGAUGUCUACCACGGCUUCAUCUUUUGGUCCAUGUUGACCAGCUUGGGAGUCUUGGUUUGGUACUUCCCCCUAUGGCACAUGGGCAUCUCUGGCUACGAGGCCUUUGUCAUGUCAACCAUCUUGCCUGCCAUCUUGGGCAUUCGCAGUGUUCGCUCCCUUGUCGUCAACAACCAGCGCGCUAUCCACCUCGUCUCGCUGGUCGGACUGCUUGCUUACCAGGUUCUUGACCCUGCCUACCGUCUCUUCACCGUCGGCUUCGCCGUGGCUACGUCCUGCCUCGGCUGGACUGCUGCCUUCUGGUCCGAGAGAGCCCACCAGAGCCGUCUAGAAUCCAGAAUCAUGGCCUGGACUCUUGGCCUCGUCGCCUCUUCUACGGCCAAGUUCAUGUGGUGGACCAAUAACCCGCUUUGGCCUGUUAUGCACGCUGCCAAUGGAGGAUGGAACGCGACUGGCUUCGCCAUUGCUGUUUUAGCUGCUCUGCGGUUCACUCGGAGGGCACCUCUUACUAGCGGCGAUAUCCCGGAAGACUCCAAGAAGGGUGGUUCCUCGGUCCUCGCUGCCUUUGGCGUUGGCGGCCUGUUCUUCGGUAUUCACUCUUUGCUCUCAGAUACCAGCACCAUGAUCCUCUGGGUUUGGGACGGCUACCCGAUCCGGGGACCUACUGCCAACACCUACGGCUGGAUGACUAUUGUCGCAAUGACUGCUGGUCUCUUGGUCGGCCUCUACCGUCCCUCUGUGAUGAGCUCGUGGACCGCCUACGGCGUUGGCUGCGUCGGUGCGGCCGUCUUGACCUCAUACCACCACUGGUUCGGGUACUAUGGUGCUCUCACCACGGCCUUCUACCUAAUGGGUCUGUCUGUGCCUUUCCUUUCUACCGCCGCCAAGAGAAGCCCUGGCACGACAUUCGGUCUCGGAUUCUUCAUCUACAACUUCAUGGUGCUGUUCCACGUCUGGGUCGUCGCCUACGCAUUUGUCCCUGGUGGCCCCCUUGUUCGUGAGCACACUGAUUGGGUCAUGAUGACCACAUUCAUCCUCAUCGGAGCCGGUGUCUUCGGCCUCACCUCCUCGCAGGCCCGCCGCCGCGAUACCCGCCGUGCAUCCCCGUCGCAGCACAAGAAGUACAACACCAUCGCAGCCGCCUUUAUCAACAUCGUCUUCCUGGCCGCCGCCUUCAUGCGCUUCCCUACCAAUGACUACAAGCCGUACCACCCUGAAGACCGCAUCAUGACGGCCGGUAUCUGGACCAUUCACUUCUCCCUCGACAAUGACAUGUGGUCUUCCGAGUACCGCAUGCGCGACCUUAUCAAGGAGCUCGAGCUGGACGUGGUAGGUCUGCUCGAAUCCGACCUGCAGCGCAUCAUCAUGGGCAACCGCGACACCACGCAAUUCCUUGCCGAGGACCUUGGAAUGUACGUCGACUACGGCCCAGGCCCCAACAAGCACACCUGGGGCUCCGCGCUGCUCUCCAAAUUCCCGAUUCUCAAGUCGACCCACCACCUGCUCCCCAGUCCCGUGGGCGAGCUCGCGCCCGCCAUCGCCGCCACCCUCGACGUCUACGGCCAAGAGGUCGACGUCUUCGUGUUCCACUCCGGACAGGAAGAGGACCCCGAAGACCGCCGUCUGCAGACCGAGUAUCUCUCCAAGCUCAUGGGCGAAUCAAAGAACCCCUCCGUCCUGCUGUCCUACCUCGUCACCAAGCCCUUACAAGGCAACUACAACACCUACGUCAGCAGCACAUCCGGCAUGCACGACGUCGACCCGACCGACUGGGACCGGUGGUGCGAGUACAUCCUCUACAAGGGCCUCAAGCGCACUGGCUACGCGCGCGUCAGCCGCAGCACCAUCACCGACACGGAGCUGCAGGUGGCCAAGUUUGUCAUCCCGCAAUCCAAGGACGAGGCGCUGCAGAUUGAGGCGGUGGACGACAACACGCGGAAUAAGCGCGUCACGGAGGAGGAGGUGCCGCAGGGCUGGCGGUUCCCGGCCAUGUUCCGCGGCCAGGGCGUGCGGGAUCACCGGUACCACGUCUUUAACGAGCCGAGGUACUACAAUCAUUGA